Boeremia exigua is the source of this 2080-nucleotide messenger RNA. RefSeq names its product MFS transporter. Gene Ontology annotation, molecular function: transmembrane transporter activity. The transcript has 4 exons. Gene Ontology annotation, biological process: transmembrane transport. The record is from RefSeq and is a predicted model, not a curated record. Bases 101 to 1630 code for a protein of 509 amino acids. Gene Ontology annotation, cellular component: membrane. Lineage: Eukaryota; Fungi; Ascomycota; Dothideomycetes; Pleosporales; Didymellaceae.
UCCUUAAUAGCUCUUGAUCCUGGAACUCUCGGAGCAUACCCUCAGCCAUCCACAUAUCUCUCUGUCCCGCCAUUCUCAUUCUCUCGUUUACUGCUUCAUAAUGGCCGAGCACGAGAAGGACUCUGUCCACCAACAAGAUUCGACGCCGCAGACAUUAGAAGAUCUCAAACACACCAAGACCGUCGACACCUUACAUAACGAUGAAGCCCUACGAGUACUCGCCCAAUAUGCUGGAGAUGCAAGUUGGACACCAGAAGAGGAGAGGAAGCUUGUGCGCCGACUCGACAGAAAGUUGAUCUCACUCUUGAUUGUCACGUAUGGCCUGCAAUACUACGAUAAAGCCAUGCUAUCGCAGGCUGCCCUUUUUGGCCUGCGGGAUGAUCUCAGGCUUACAACAGGCAACCGGUACUCUUUUUCGUCUUCGAUCUUCUACCUCGGGUUCAUUGUUGGGAGCUAUCCAGCAAUUCUCAUGUCUCAAAGAUGGCCCAUUGAGCGAGUGGCAGCCGGUAUUGUUGCGAUUUGGGGCAUUUGUCUGAUGUGCUCUGCUGCAUGUACCAAUUGGCAAGGUUUCUACGCCCAGAGAUUCUUCCUUGGCUUCCUUGAGUCCGGAGUGUCACCUAUGUUUAUGUUGAUCGUCGGCGGCUGGUAUAAGAAGCGCGAGCAAGCACUUCGAAUGGGCGCCUGGUACUCGGCAACAGGCUACGUCUCCAUGGUGUCUCCACUCAUCAAUUACGGCCUUGGUCACAUCAGUGGCGGAGGUCUCAAUUCGUGGCAAUAUAUGUACUUGGUUGCAGGAGCAAUCACGGUUCUAUGGUCUCUAGUCAUCCUCUUCUUCAUGCCGCCAGAUCCCAUCCGCGCACGAGGCUUCAGUGAUCGCGAGCGAUACAUUGCAGUCGCCCGUAUGAAGGAAAACAACUCGGGUGUGCGAAACAGACAUUUCAAGGUUGCUCAGCUGUGGGAGUCACUUUAUGACAUCAAGUUCUGGCUGAUCUUCAGCAUCGCCUUCCUCAUGAUGAUCGCAAACGGCCCAGUGUCUUCUUUCAUCCCUAUUAUUAUCUCAGGAUUCGGCUACAAUCGCCUUAACUCGUUGCUACUCACCAUGCCUGCAGGAGCUAUUAUCGGCACCAUCGAGCUUACUGCACCCUACUUCGCCUACAGGAUCCCUGGUAUUCGCACAUGGCUCAUCGUCAUCUGCCAAUGCGGCACCAUAACAGCAUCCAUCUUACUUUGGCGACUACCUCGGGGCGAGAAGGGCGGUCUACUGUUUGGAUGUUAUAUUCUGGCAAGUUUUGGUGGAGCAUACGCUGUACUUAUGGGACUGCAAAUUGCCAACACUGCAGGAUAUACUAAGAGAUCAGUCACAUCUUCUGGAAUCUUUGUGGGAUAUUGUUUGGGAAACUUUGUCGGGCCCCUACUCUUUAAGCCAGAAGACGCGCCGGCCUACGGUCCAGGAUUCGUUGCAGUACUUGCAACCGCAAUCGCUGCUGCUGCUCUUGCUGUUGUUUAUCGCUACGUCUGUAUAUGGGAAAAUCGCCGCCGCGACAAGUCCGGCACAAUGGAAGGCUUCGAUAACGCCUACGACGAUGAUCUCACGGAUAUGAAGAACCCACAGUUCAGAUACACGCUAUAACGUUUCAAUGUCUGCAACGCAACCGCGCUUGACUGGAAGUUGAGGAGCAGGAAAGGUCUGCUGAGCUUGCACCAUUGGGUAUUACCAUAGGAAUGUCUGCAUGCGUCGAAGCUCAAGCGCGCGUUCUCAAGUUUGUUGGUUCCGAUCGUGCCGACUUGCAGCACGUUAUGACUAGCGGUCCUGGCUCACAGGUAGGUAUUGCGGCCAGAUCACGAGAACAUCAUCGGUUUCCACGUUUUGUGGACGCGCGCUGUGCGGGGUCGGUGGAGUUUACUGGUUUUGAAAUGCAGAACCGCGCCCUUAUCCAAAGUAGAGCCACGGUUAAGUCUUCGCCGCCCCACAUCAUGCCGUCCGGACCACCAACAAGUAUAGCAGCAUGCAAGAAACAAUCCCCACGGGAACGAAUUGCCUUUAUCGAGCCUACGAUUGCGACAUGUAAACCCCUCUUCC